AAUUUUAAAAAAUAAAUAAAUAAUAUAAAAUUAGAAUAAUAUUAUUAAUUACUAUUGUAGUCCGUUAAAUAAAACAACAGACCGAGAAAAGUUGAUCUGAGAAGUAAUAUGAGCGAAAAACGGUCAAAAUGAAAAUUAAAAGCCAGCAAACCCUUGUUUUUCAUAGCCAAUAAUAAUAAUAAUAAUAAAUAAAUAAAUUAUAACUGUUUGAAUUAUAACAAAAAACCGUUUUGAAAUGAAAAAGAAAAAAAUCAAAUUUGGAAAAAACCCAAAAGAAAACAUAAUUUCACCUGUCGUCAAACAAUCUGAAGAACAGACCAAUCAUGCGCCAUGUCCGGCAGAAAUUCAUACUAAUUGUAACGUGGCAAGCUGUGAAUGGUAGGAAUCACGUGUCUGUUGGUUGAAAUCGAAAAGAACAAAGAAAAAGUAGGCAUAGAAAUAGGAGGGAAUGGGCAAACAGAAUUUUAAAAAAAGUGGUUGAGAUUUUUAUUUUUGUUUCUUACAAGAAAAAGGGGUUAAUAAAAGGGAAAGGGGAGUAAUGAUUAGAGGACUUUGGGAAGUUAUUUUCCUGUGACGGAUGCUUUGGUUCUCUCGCGCUUUCGUUGCUUUUCGUCUUCUUCCCUGAAUGCCUUAAUCAGCGUUCAGGAAACUUUUGGCGAUUUAUGUGCGGAAGGGCGAGGGGAUUAGUAGGUGAGGGUGGAUUCUGAAGAAAUAAUUUAUGUGGAACUAUACUUUGUUGGUUGUAUUAAGAAGUUAAAAAGAAAUGUAUCUAGCGCUCGAUUUUCGCCGCCUGAAUGCCAGUAUUAGAAAUGUGAUAGAUAAUCUCCUGUGGAAGACCAAGCCUUAAGGAUUCCUCUGAGAAAAACUGCCUUUGGCAUGCACUAUUGCCAUUCUCUUAUGCAUGAGAUUCUUCAAAAUGGCAGUAGCCAUCGAUCAAAAUCAUGGAUUCAGGCCAUUUAAUCGAUCUCAGAGAUGCAGACUCCAAUCUUUUACUCACUUUGACUACAAUAUUCAUGAACCUAGCCAAACUAAUCUUAACCACUCCUUAAAACAAGUGUUUGAAGUAGCUAAUAUUCACCGAAGUUUCUCCACUCCAUGUAUUUCCUUAUCCACUGGAUUUGAAGAAGAGUUUGAUCUAAAUGCAAGGGUUGAAAUUGUUGGUGGCCAUGGAGCACCUAGGGUGCGUGCUCUUGUUGUUGAGGUUGCCAUUGCUAUGGCCUCCGGUGUUGAUCCCAUGCCAGUGUCAAGUGGACUAGGUGGUGCUUACUUCUUGCGCAGUAGGAAUGGUGAUAAUAUUGCUGUUGCAAAGCCAAUUGAUGAAGAGCCUUUAGCCUUUAAUAACCCAAAAGGUUUCGGUGGAUUGAUGAUAGGCCAACCUGGUAUGCAACAUUCAGUUCGAGUAGGCGGAACUGGAAUUCGUGAAUUAGCUGCUUAUCUACUUGAUCAUGGGGGUUUUGCUGGAGUUCCUCCAACAGCCUUAGUCAAAAUUGCACAUGUUGGAUUUCAUGCUAAUGAUGAUGCAGCUGAUAUUUCACCUCCGUCCCACAAGAUUGCCUCACUCCAGCGAUUUGUAGAUCAUGAUUUUGAUGCAGGGGAGUUAGGCCCCUCCGGGUUCUCAGUUGCUUCUGUACACCGGAUAGGAAUAUUUGACAUAAGACUUCUAAAUCUUGAUAGGCAUGCUGGAAACAUACUCGUCAAGAAGAAUGGUCAGCAUGAAAAUUACGCUGUUGGGACAGCUGAGCUUGUUCCUAUAGACCAUGGGCUUUGCCUACCUGAGGGGCUUGAUAAUCCUUAUUUUGAGUGGCUGCAUUGGCCCCAAGCCUCAGUUCCCUUUUCAGAGACUGAAUCUGAGUACAUAUCCAAUCUUGAUCCUUUUGAAGACGCAGAGUUCUUAAGAAAUGAGCUACCUUCUUUAAGGGAAUCAUCUAUUCGCGUUCUUGUCCUUUGCACUAUUUUCUUGAAACAAGCUGCUACUGCUGGAUUCUGCCUUGCUGAUAUAGGUGAAAUGAUGACUAGGGAGCCUUGUGGUGGGGAGGAAAAUUUGAGUGUGCUAGAGAAUCUUUGUGCAAAAGCAAAGGCAAGUGCGGUUAGCACAUCCAAUGAUGAAGCUGAUGAUGAUCAUGAUGGUAAUAUGAAUAAUGAGCAGAUUAGAGAUGAAAACGAAGAGGUUACUAUAUUUCAGUUUGAUGAUGAAAGUGAAAAUGCUUCUAAUGGGGUUUCGGAUGUCCCUCAAAUCUUACCAAGUCCAUCUAAUAUGGAUAAUCAAUCCAAAAUUCCUAAUUUCUCAUCUUCAAGAUCAAUGCCUAGGCUGCAUAAUUUGGCAUUAUCUCCACCAUAUGAGGAAUAUGACUAUGACAAUAAUGAUGCUCGACAUGAGGAAAAGCUCAUCAAAGAAAACCGUCGCAACGAUGAUGAGAAUGGGAGCAAAGCAUUAGGGGGUCUAACAAGAAGCAUCAGUUAUUCAGUAGAGAACUGUAACUGUGAAACUGAGAGUAUAUCUCUUGGAGAUAUGAGUAAAGGUGAAUGGGAAUUGUUCUUGAAGUGCUUUGAGAAGCUUUUGCCUGAAGCUUUUGAAGGCACCAAGUGCAUGGCCCCAAAGCUAAGGUUGGGAACCUCUUGCCAGUUUUAAGGAAAGAAUUAAAAACAGCAAGAAAACAGCAGAAUUAUUGCAAAAGAUGAGACAAGUUGCUUGUAUCUAGUUUGGAGUAGCUUGUAUAUUGCCAGAAUGGAUUUAAUUUAUUUAGCAUGCACUGUAAAUAAAAAAACAUAGGAGGGAAAAGGGAUUGGCAGGUUGCCAUCCUUUCCAUUGCUUUUUUUUUAUAUAUUUUUUUAUAUAUUUUUUCCUAGUUUUUGCUUCCCUUUUUAUCCCCUUUUUCCGUUGUAUUAUAUAGAAUUAAGCAGUUUACAUGCACAUGAUUUUGUGUGAAAUAUUUUAUCCAAAUUGUAAAUUUUUAUUGAUCA
Ricinus communis (castor bean) is the source of this 2961-nucleotide messenger RNA. Its product is annotated as phosphatidylinositol 4-kinase gamma 8. The transcript is spliced from 4 exons. The coding region runs from base 902 to 2629 and encodes 575 amino acids. The record is from RefSeq and is a predicted model, not a curated record. NCBI's taxonomy places the organism in Eukaryota, Viridiplantae, Streptophyta, Magnoliopsida, Malpighiales, Euphorbiaceae.